GAACCAAAACCAUUCAUGAAUUGAACAGAAAGAAAGAGCUUGAGACUUUUCUUGCAAUUCCUGGCUAUCGCUGUAUGAUUGGUGUAUUUGGAUUUUGAACCAUAUCCUUAUGACCCAUGAUUCAAGAACAAUCCCCACAGUUCAAGCCAAGUUUUAGGUAAAAUAUCUAGAAAUGAUCACGCCUAUGGCUUCUGCAGUUUCCGCAACCAAGUACCCAUCCUUCUCUGCUCUAUCCACUUGUGCAAAUUUCUGCCCCCAAAACUAUACUUCUCGUUUCUCCAAGUGGUUUCCUCAACUGGGUAUUGGCCCUUUCUCGCCAUGGAAUGGUUUGAGGCAUCUGGGUGUCUCAAUCUCACAGAGACCAGCAAGGAAAGGUGGUGUUGCAGGGAAGAAGGGACAAUGUAAAGGGAAGGUUGUGUAUGCUUCUCUAUUUGGAGUUGGGGCUCCUGAAGCUCUGGUGAUUGGAGUGGUGGCUUUGUUGGUUUUUGGUCCCAAAGGUCUUGCCGAGGUUGCUCGGAAUUUGGGAAAAACUUUACGUGCGUUUCAACCCACAAUUAAAGAGCUUCAGGAUGUUUCAAGAGAAUUCAAAAGCACCCUUGAGCGAGAGAUUGGUCUUGAUGAAAUUCAGAGUUCAACACAAGACACAAAUAGAUCAAACACAACCAGCACUAUCUCUACCCCUUCAUCAGUACUGAGUCCUGAUAAUUCUCAGACAGCAGUUGACCCAAAUGGUGCUGCAUCUCCAAACAGAGCUUACUCUACUGAAGACUACUUGAAGAUAACAGAAGAACAGCUGAAAGCAUCCGCUGCCCAACUGCAGACCGGGACAUCUUCUCAAGGCGAAAGCCAGUUUGUACCCCAAACUCAGCCGCAAGGUUUGUACCCUGUAACUGACUUUUAAUAGAACUGGUAGCAGAGGCCGUUCAAGAAUCUCCUGCUGCAGCAAGUUCGGUCGACAAGCCUGGAAGUGAAACCUGAAACCGUAUACGAAGAAGUUUCACCCAAUUUUUUGGUAAAAUUUUUUACCCUAGAUGGGACUCAAAUGUUGUUUAGAAGACAAAACAGAGAAGUUGAGGGCAAUUUCUGUGACUGAGUUGGAGCAUGGUUCUGUCUUAGUUAACUGUUGCAGGAGAGGAAUACUAAAUUUUCUGGGCCAGUAUUCUCUUUCAGUGUACCCUUGAACAUAAUAAAAAUAGUGCAUUCUUCAUUGUUUA
Molecule: messenger RNA, 1214 nt
Organism: Diospyros lotus (date-plum)
Lineage: Eukaryota; Viridiplantae; Streptophyta; Magnoliopsida; Ericales; Ebenaceae
Product: sec-independent protein translocase protein TATB, chloroplastic
Exons: 6
Coding region: 173-901 (242 amino acids)
Biological process (GO): protein transport by the Tat complex
Cellular component (GO): membrane
Source: RefSeq, a predicted model, not a curated record